AUGACAGACAAUAACAACAGUAACUCUGGCAACAACAGACAAGGGGAAGAAUUGGGCAACUUGCUUGCCACACAACCACCACCACCACCACCGGCGGCACCUAUGCCUGCGCCUGCGCCUGCGGCGGCUCCUACACCCGCUCCUACUCCCUCAUUGCCGUCUUCCUCUGUUACUACUCCUCCAUCCAACGAGAGCGUGAGCCAGUCCACAGCAAAGACGCCGUCACCCGCUCCAACUACGUCAACGGCAGCGCCAGCAACGCCAUUGCGCGAAGAUCUCUUAAAGUCGGCCGUCUCGUUUCUCUCUUCUCCCAACGUCCGUUCGGCAGAAAAGUCGAAAAAGGUGGCAUUCCUCCAAAAGAAAGGUUUGAAUCAAGAAGAAAUCAGCGAAGCUUUCAAGCGAGUAGGCGACAGUGCACCGGCAGGAUCUGUCUUGCAGGUUUCAGCGCCAGUUGUUGCAGCGAAUCCUACAGCUCCGCCACCUCGACCCGCGAUGCCGUAUGUCCAGCAACCCGCAGCGCCUCCUCAGGUCGUCUACUAUCCUAUGCCGCCAGCGCCUACGGUGCCCACACAACAAGUGAUGGCCAUGGCAGUGAUUUUGGGUGUGGGCGCAGUAGGUGUCACAGCAGGUCUGGUUGGCAUCGUCAAGCGCUUCAUAUCUCCGAUUUUCAAUUCCAUUGCUGGAUAUCAACGAGAUCGGUACAAUGAUCACCGAGCCAUUGCGGAAAAGAUGGAAAAAGUGUUGAGGGGCAAAAAGGAGGACGGCGAGUCGGCGGAAGAAGAAAAAGAAGAUGGCUUAACGACGUUGGCAGCACAACAGAAAGCCAUGAUGGAAUCAUUGAAUAAGUUGGUGAACCAAGCAAAGAGCCGGGUGAUCAAGAACAAGUGCCAUGAAGGUUUACGUGACAGUGUGGAGGAGCUCCGAAGGGUGAUUUCCAAGCCGGACAACAUGUUUAGCUACUCCUCCUACACCAGUUAUGGAUCCAACGGGGAAGCUCCACCAAGCGUGCAAAGCUUCAAAAGCGACAUUCGUAGUCUGAAAGGAGCGUUGUUGAAUCGUCGAAAUUUCCCCAGCACUGUAGCCGGCACAGUCACCGCACAAUAA
Molecule: messenger RNA, 1104 nt
Organism: Radiomyces spectabilis
Lineage: Eukaryota; Fungi; Mucoromycota; Mucoromycetes; Mucorales; Radiomycetaceae
Product: peroxisomal membrane anchor protein conserved region-domain-containing protein
Exons: 3
Coding region: 1-1104 (367 amino acids)
Biological process (GO): protein import into peroxisome matrix, docking
Cellular component (GO): peroxisomal membrane; peroxisomal importomer complex
Molecular function (GO): signaling receptor binding
Source: RefSeq, a predicted model, not a curated record